CACCCACCAUGUCCCUCGGCUCCAUGGCCGGCGCCGUCUCUCCCUCUUAUAUACCCCGGUCUAACUCCUCCCUCUCCCCAGAUCACAGCAACGAGAAGCAACAAGCAAGUCGACCAGAACCAACAGCCAGCUCUCUGUCUCCGGCAAUGGCGCCCAGCUUCGGCCGCUCCAUCUCAUUCCCUCUCAGCCCGGCGCGCGCCUCCAGGCCCCGCGCCGCCGCCUACCACGUCCGCUCCGUCUCCCUGCCCUGCACCUCCCACCCGCUCCUCGCCCACCUCUGCAACCACAUCGCAGCUGUCCGCUCUUGGGUUGCUGACCCGAUCUCGGCGUCCACGGGCCUCGCCCACCUCGACGCGCUCCACGCCGCGCUCGCCGAGCUAUUCCUUCUCCCGGAAGUCCGCUCUGCGCUACACCACGGAUCCGCCACCCCAGCUUGCCUCCUCGACGGCUUCCUUGUCCUCGCCGACGCGCACGGCGCGUUCCAGGAGACGGUCGUCGAGCUCAGGGCGCACACGGCCGACGCGCAGGUGGCGCUCCGGCGCCGCGACGACAACAGGCUCGCGUCCGCUGUGCGCUCCCUGCGCCGUGCCGAGAAGGACCUUGCGCGCCUCGCCUCGUCCGUACGAUCCGUCACCAAGUUCCCAACGUUGCUCUCAGUUUCCGACAGCGUUGAAGAGGUCGAGGUGUCCGGGGCCCUCGCCGAGGCCGUGGCCGCCGCCGCGUGCGCGUCCGCCGCAGUGUUCUCAGCGGUCGAGACUGUGUCCUCCGCAGCUACGACCAAGAAGACCAUGGCAUCGUCGCUUAAAUCUCUCGUCAAGAGCAGCAAGGCUUCCUCCGACGAGGAGAAAGAGGUGGCCGCAUUAGAGAGGCUUGACGAGGUGGAGGCGUGCGUCGCCGAGAUUGAGGGCGCGAGCGACAAGUUGUUCAGGAGCAUCCUCCACACCAGGGUGGCGCUGCUCAACAUCCAAACUCACACGUGCUGUUAA
Messenger RNA from Lolium rigidum, 986 nucleotides. RefSeq lists its product as uncharacterized. Lineage: Eukaryota; Viridiplantae; Streptophyta; Magnoliopsida; Poales; Poaceae. The transcript has a single exon. The coding region runs from base 9 to 986 and encodes 325 amino acids. The record is from RefSeq and is a predicted model, not a curated record. Gene Ontology annotation, biological process: shoot system development; root development.